AUGCCGGGGGGCCAGGGGCCGGCCAGCCCGCCUCCCGUGCUGGGUCCGGGGGCAGCCGUGUCGGGCAUCGUGCUGCUGGCCGUGGGCGUCUGGGGCAAGGUGAGCCUGGCCGUCUACUUCUCCCUGCUGGACGAGAAGGCCACCAACGUCCCCUUCGUCCUGGUGGGCGCCGGCACCGUCGUCGUCCUCCUGGGCACCUUCGGCUGCUUCGCCCCCUGCCGCGGCAGCACCUGGAUGCUCAAGCUGUACGCCAUGCUCCUGUCCCUCAUCUUCCUCAUCGUCCUGGUGGCUGCCGUCGUGGGGUUCGUCUUCAGGCAUGAGAUUAAGACAAACUUUGAGAGUAACCUCAACCUGGCCUUGAGGGACUACAACGUGACCGCGGAUCGGCACAGCGAGGCCGUCGACACCAUCCAGAGAACCCUGCACUGCUGUGGGGUGCAGAACUACUCGGACUGGGAGAGGACCGAGUACUUCACCCAGAGGGGCAUCCCCCAGAGCUGCUGCAAGAGCCAGGACGACUGCUCGGAGGAGGAUCUGAAAGACCUGAGCAAAGCCAAGCUGAAAGUGUUUGUGGAUGGUUGUUUUUUCCUGGUAACGUCAACGAUGGAGUCAAAAAUGAGCAUUGUGGCUGGAAUUUCCUUUGGCAUCGCGUGCUUCCAGUUGGUUGGCAUCAUUCUCGCCUGCUGCCUGUCCCAGUACAUCACGAACAAUCAGUACGAGAUGGUGUAGCUGGCCGCCGGCAUGCUGUGGCUGUGGCUGGGUAUGUC
Messenger RNA from Nipponia nippon (crested ibis), 767 nucleotides. Lineage: Eukaryota; Metazoa; Chordata; Aves; Pelecaniformes; Threskiornithidae. The record is from RefSeq and is a predicted model, not a curated record.